Messenger RNA from Acanthosepion pharaonis, 2400 nucleotides. NCBI's taxonomy places the organism in Eukaryota, Metazoa, Mollusca, Cephalopoda, Sepiida, Sepiidae. The record is from the annotation of a GenBank genome assembly.
AUGGUUUAUAAUGCGAUCAUACGCCGACCACAUUAUCACAUCCGUGGAGAGAUACGGCUAUCUCUUCCAGACCAUGACAAAUGGACAAUUAUUAUACAAAAAUAUUUUAAAGAACACUUUCUCUCUCUUACUCAUUGUCCUUUCUUUUCUCUCUCACGUUUCCUUUUUUUUUUUCUUUCUUUUUCUUUACACAAAUUCAAUUUAAAACACGGCCCGGCUGCAACAGAGAUAUAUACUUUCUUCUUCUCUCUUGAUUUCUCUUUCUUGUCUUCAAACACAGGCAGUAUUCUCAGCGUGCAAAUUUCCUUGCGUCUUCUUUCUCUCUUCCUUUCUCUCUUUCAUUUUCUUUCUUUCUUUUCUUUAUACAAAUUCAAUUUCAAACACGGUCAGGCUGCAACAGAGAUAUAUACUUUCUUCUUCUCUGUUUCUUUUUUUUUCUUUUUCUUUACACAGUUCAAUUUCAAACACGAGAAUAUAGCUUCUUUACUUCCACAUUGGCUUCCUGUUCUUGUUUUAAUUCUUCACGGGGUACGUUCACCUUGGGACGUAUCUCUAUUCGGUUAUAUUUCCCCACUUUGUUCCUUUUAUCGAUUCUUUUUAUCUGCCUUCUUUUCACCUGAUGCGCUGAUGUUUUUCGAGACUCAAUAUCUAUCUGUUUUCUGCCUGCAUCAUUUCCUAACAACAACGAAAUUCCCUUCAUCGGAAGUUUACCACCAAUGCAGAUCACUGUCUUUAUCUUCCCCGUCCUAUAUCUCAUAUUUUCCGGCACAUCACUUCGCCUUGCUAACGACUGGGAAGCCCCUGUGUCCCUUAACACUCUUAGGGUUUUCAUCUCCUUUCCGUUCCUGUCAAAAAUCUGACCGUUUGCAGUGUAUGGCCAGUAACUCUUGUCUAUCUGCUUCUUCUCUCUCUUACUCAUUGUCCUUUCUUUUCUCUCUCACGUUUCCUCUUUUUUUUUUUUUUUUUUUUUACACAAAUUCAAUUUCAAACACGGUCCAGCUGCAACAGAGAUAUAUACUUUCUUCUUCUCUCUUGUUUUCUUUUUUUCUUUCUUUCUUCACACAGUUCAGCUUCAAACACGGUCAGGCUGCAACAGAGAUAUAUACUUUCUUUUCUCUUCUUGAUUUCUUCAAACAACAGGCAUUUCUCUCUUUUUCUCAUUGUCCUUUCUUUUCUCUCUCACGUUUCCUCUUUUCUUUCUUUUUUUUUUUCUUUUUUUUUUCUUUGCACAAAUCCAAUUUCACACCCGGUCCGGCUGUAACAGAGAUAUACACAUUCUUCCUCUCUCUGGUUUUUUUUUUCUUUCUUUCUUCUUCUGUAUACAGUUCAGCCUCAAAUACGGUUAAAACUGCAACAGGGAUAUACACUUUCUUCCUCUCUCUGGUUUCUCUUUUAUUUCUUCAAACGCAGCUUCUGUCUAGACGUCUGUUGCUACGGGUAACUGGGUCAGUUAACCUCUUGAUGUGCCUUCCCAAAAUGUCUCGAGACUCCCACGUGACCUCUUCUGUUGUCGGGCGGAGAUUAACCUUAAUAUAUGCGGGUAUGCGUGUUUUGAGCUAUCUGCAUCCGUCACAUCUCCCAACAGGCUGGUCCUUUUCUAUCCAGUGGUUACCUUCCCUGUAUCUUUCUACCUUCUCUUUCUAUUGUUCACUCACUAGCAUUAUUGCUUGUUCUUCCUCUCUUUUACAAAAACAUUUUCAACAUAUUUACAUGGCAUUUCAUGCUACUUUUCCUUCGGUUGGGCAUAUGUACCCAAAUAAUUCAAACUGUUUCCUACCUAUGCCGAUCACUGACCUUAUCUUCCCUGUCCUAUAUCUCAUAUUUGCCGGCACAUCACUUCGCCUUGCUAACGACUGGGAGGCCCCUGUGUCCCUUAACACUCUCAGGCGAUAUGCCUCGGCUUUCUGCAUGUAUAGCACACUAUCUGUGGUGCUUCCCACUCAGUUCUCUCUCUUACUCAUUGUCCUUUCUUUUCUCUCUCACGUUUCCUUUUUUUUUUUUUUUCUUUCUUUUUCUUUACACAAAUUCAAUUUAAAACACGGCCCGGCUGCAACAGAGAUAUAUACUUUCUUCUUCUCUCUUGAUUUCUCUUUCUUGUCUUCAGACACAGGCAUUCUCUCUUUUACUCAUUGUCCUUUCUUUUCUCUCUCACGUUUCCUCUUUUUUUUCUUUUUUUUUUCUUUGCACAAAUCCAAUUUCACACCCGGUCCGGCUGUAACAGAGAUAAUUCUUCUUCUCUCUGGUUUUUUUUUUUUCUUUCUUCUUCUGUAUACAGUUCAGCCUCAAAUACGGUUAAAACUGCAACAGGGAUAUACACUUUCUUCCUCUCUCUGGUUUCUGCAGGUUGUAUUCUCAGCGUUGCUUGGGAUGAAUCGGCAAGUUCCAUCAUUAUCCAAAUGA